UUAUGAUAAAAACAUCGUACUUUAUUAGUCUCCCUUCCAUCUCCAUACAUUCCUUGGUAUGCUGGUCUAGCCAAGGAAGUGAAAGCAGGCUUUCUUUUAGAGUGACCUCAAAUGAGAUUGAAAGGUGUUAUUUUUAAUCCUUGUUAGAAGAACAGUAUUAACUAUGGCUUGCACAGGUACAAGUAGGCUCUGCGUUCGUGCGUGUCAGUGGAGAAAGUGUUCCAUUACGAAAAAAAAUUACUCCUUUUUUUCUGAUAGUUCAUCUUCAUUCUUUCAAACUAUUAAAAAACGUGAAAAAUGUCAUCAAUCAACAGUCAUACCAGCUAUAGCAACUGUAUCAAGAAAUUACAGCACAAGUGGAACUUACCAAACUGGUCCUAUGUCCAAUUAUGAAGUACAGCCUUACACUUUAUUAGAAAAUGAUUUGAAAGAUGUAUAUACUUAUAUCAGAGGAUCUUUGAGGCAGAACACCCAUCUUGAUGAUCUCUACGAAAUUUCAACAUAUUAUUUUGAUGGAAAGGGUAAAGCAAUUAGACCUAUGAUUGCUCUAAUGAUGGCAAAAGCUAUGAAUUAUCACAUCCACAAAGAAGACAUUCCCCUGCUCCCAUCUCAGAGAGAGGUUGGUAUGAUAUCGGAGAUGAUCCAUACAGCUUCACUGAUUCAUGAUGAUGUCAUUGAUCAAUCUGAUUCCCGAAGAGGUAAACCUAGUGUCAACGUUAUGUGGAAUCAGAAGAAGGUUACAAUGGCUGGGGAUUACAUAUUGGCAGUAGCUUCAAUGUUAAUAGCUAAAUUAAGAAACAAUGAUGUGACUUUAGUACUAAGCCAAGUAGUUAAUGAUUUAGUCCAAGGAGAAUUCAUGCAGUUAGGAUCAAAAGAAAGUGAAAAUGAAAGGUUUGAUCACUACCUCAACAAAACAUAUAAAAAAACCGCGUCACUUAUGGCAAAUUCUAUCAAAGCAGUAACAAUUUUAGCAGGAGCUGAUGAAGAACUUUGCAAUUUAUCAUUUGCAUAUGGAAAAAAUUUAGGAUUAGGUUUUCAAUUAGUUGAUGAUUUACUAGAUUUUGUUGCAUCCUCUGCUGCGAUGGGGAAACCAACUGCAGCUGAUUUAAAACUAGGACUAGCUACCGCACCAGUAUUAUUUGCUUGUGAGAAAUUUCCCGAGUUGAAUCCUAUGAUAAUGAGACGUUUCCAAGAGCCUGGGGAUGUAGAAAGAGCAUUUGAGUUAGUUCAUAAAUCUGAUGGACUAGAACAAACUAAAUACCUUGCUAAAAAAUACUGUGAAGAAUCUUUUCGAUUAGCUCAAACGCUUACAGAAAGCCCUUAUCAAAAAGGUUUGAUAGUUACAGCUGAUUAUGUGUUGAAAAGAAUGAAAUAACUUAUUUGUUUAUUGUUUUGUUGGUUAUGGGUCAAGUUAUUAGUUUUUUGAAGUAUUGUGAGAGUUGUAUUGAAUUGUUCAAAAUACAGAAAAACAAAAUGUAUAUGUGAUAUUGUAAGCAGAUAUAUUUUCUAUUUCAUAUAUAUGAAUUAUUAGCUCAGAAUUUAUUCACCUGUUGAAAUAUUUAUUGAUUAGAUAUAAAUUAUAUUUGGUGAAUGAAUAAACUGUUUUAGAAUUUUCUA
This is a messenger RNA of Coccinella septempunctata (seven-spotted ladybird), 1617 nucleotides long. It is a transcript of the gene qless, whose product is annotated as all trans-polyprenyl-diphosphate synthase PDSS1. The record is from RefSeq and is a predicted model, not a curated record. Gene Ontology annotation, biological process: isoprenoid biosynthetic process; ubiquinone biosynthetic process. The transcript has a single exon. Gene Ontology annotation, cellular component: mitochondrion; transferase complex. Lineage: Eukaryota; Metazoa; Arthropoda; Insecta; Coleoptera; Coccinellidae. Bases 164 to 1375 code for a protein of 403 amino acids. Gene Ontology annotation, molecular function: prenyltransferase activity.